AUGCGUACCUCCAUUUUCCUCGCAACAGCUCUUGCUACCCUUGGCACUCAAGCCGACGACACCAGCAGCGCCAUUAUUGGCUACUUCUCUCCUUCUUGGGAUGCAGGCUUCCUCAAGUACGGCGGUUGGACAAGCACCGCCGCCAGCCUCGUCACCUACAACACCAAGGCCGCCACCUACCACGUCGGCUGUGUGAAAGAUGCCCCUAAGACAGAUUGCAACUAUCCCGCUUCGUGGACGAUCAUUCAAGGUCCGGAGACAGUCAGCGUGACCGGGCAAUAUAUCGCAUCCACCUCGGACAAGUCAAACAGCUAUGAUCUCACUCUCACCCAGUCCUAUGAGUGCUCUCUGAAAGCUUCAACCGAAUCCGCCAGCUGCACUAUGAGUCUGGGCAUGAACGGAUCCUUAGAUGGAGGGAGCUACAAGUCUUCCACUACCAACAAGGCUACCUACACCACAGCGCCGAUGUCCAAUUCAUACUACCAGUUAACGGUUACCGCCGGACUGGAGUCUGUUACCCUUACGACCCCCGGCGCAACCCUGACAACUGCGGAGACAACUUCGACUACAUCUGUCGAGACUACUCAGUCAACUGGCGGUGCUGUUGGACACGCAGGUGCUUUGAUCACGGCUGCUCCUAUGGUUGCUGCUGCCGUCGCUGCCCUACUGUGA
Molecule: messenger RNA, 672 nt
Organism: Penicillium verrucosum
Lineage: Eukaryota; Fungi; Ascomycota; Eurotiomycetes; Eurotiales; Aspergillaceae
Exons: 1
Coding region: 1-672 (223 amino acids)
Source: RefSeq, a predicted model, not a curated record